Pelecanus crispus (Dalmatian pelican) is the source of this 163-nucleotide messenger RNA. The record is from RefSeq and is a predicted model, not a curated record. Lineage: Eukaryota; Metazoa; Chordata; Aves; Pelecaniformes; Pelecanidae.
UAUCGAAGGCGAGUAUGUUCCUGUGGCAGGCGACGAGGUCACCUACAAGAUGUGCACCAUCCCGCCGAAGAACGAGAAGCUUCAGGCAGUGGAGGUGGUGAUCACCCAUCUAGCUCCUGGAACCAAGCACGAGACCUGGUCGGGGCACGUCGUCAGCUCCUGA